GAGGCGGAGUUUCAACGGAGGGCUUAUUCCUCUUGCCUCCCGCCUCUCCCUAGAGGUGGAUACCCAGUAGUCCAGCGGCGUAGGAGCCACCUUCCUUCCUGGCGGCUGCAACCCCUCGAUCUCCCGCCGAAGUCUCCAGGCCUGAGAGCCUGGCCGAACAUGGCCUUCGCUACUGUGGCAGCAGCAAGACUGGGCCUUAGCCGGGCUCCUUCGCUCCUCCGGCGUGGCUACCAGACGGAGAGGGGUGUCUAUGGCUACCGGCCGAGGAAGCGUGAGAGCCGGGAGCCCCAGGGCGGCCUGGCGCGUCCCCCAGUGGAUCACGGCCUUGCCAGGUUGGUAACCGUAUAUUGCGAGCACGGUCACAAAGCAGCCAAAAUCAACCCCCUCUUCACUGGCCGAGCGCUGCAGGAGAAUGUGCCUGAAAUCCAAGCCCUCGUGCAGACUUUGCAGGGACCCUUCAAUACUGCAGGCUUAUUGAACAUGGGGAAGGAGGAGGCCUCUCUCAAGGAAGUCGUGGCCUAUCUCAACCAGAUCUACUGUGGGCAGAUUUCUAUUGAAACGUCCCAGCUUCAGAGCCAGGAGGAGAAAGACUGGUUUGCCAAGAGGUUUGAGGAACUGAAAAAGGAGGCAUUUACCACAGAAGAGCGAAAACAUUUGUUGAAACUCAUGCUAGAAUCUCAGGCGUUUGACCACUUUUUGGCCACCAAGUUUGCCACGGUGAAGCGAUACGGAGGCGAAGGGGCUGAAAGCAUGAUGGGCUUUUUCUACGAGCUGCUGAGAAUGGCUGCCUACAGCGGGGUCACCGAUGUCAUUAUUGGGAUGCCCCAUAGAGGGAGGCUGAACCUACUGACAGGCCUUCUGCAGUUCCCUCCAGAGUUGAUGUUCCGUAAAAUGCGAGGCUUAAGUGAAUUUCCGGAAAACGUCUCCGCCGUUGGCGAUGUCCUGUCUCACCUGACCUCCUCGGUUGACCUGGACUUCGGGGCACACCAUCCCCUCCACGUGACCAUGCUCCCUAACCCCUCCCACCUGGAAGCCGUGAACCCCGUGGCUGUCGGGAAGACCCGUGGGAGGCAGCAGUCGAGGCAGGAUGGGGACUACUCUCCAGACAGUUCGGCUCAGCCUGGGGACAAAGUCAUUUGCCUGCAGGUUCACGGUGAUGCUUCUUUCUGUGGCCAAGGGAUCGUUCCUGAAACAUUUACGCUCUCGAAUCUCCCACAUUUCAGAAUUGGUGGGAGCAUCCAUCUGAUUGUCAAUAACCAGCUGGGCUACACCACUCCUGCAGAGAGAGGAAGGUCUUCCUUGUACUGCAGUGACAUCGGGAAGCUUGUGGGCUGUGCCAUCAUCCACGUCAAUGGAGACAGCCCGGAGGAGGUGGUCCACGCGGCACGACUGGCCUUGGAGUAUCAGCGCCAGUUCCGGAAGGACGUGAUUGUUGACUUGCUGUGCUACAGGCAGUGGGGCCACAAUGAGCUGGAUGAGCCCUUGUUCACCAACCCGGUCAUGUACCAGAUCAUCAGAGCCCGGAAGAGCAUCCCCGACACAUAUGCCGAGAACCUUGUGGCCAGUGGACUCAUGACCCAGGAGGAGGUGUCAGAAAUCAAAGCCUCCUACUACGCGAAGUUGAACGGCCAUUUAGCUAACAUGGCCCACUACAGCCCACCUGCCACGCACCUGCAGGCCCACUGGCGGGGCCUGGUUCAGCCGGAAGCGUCCAUCACCACCUGGAACACAGGGGUGCCCCCUGACCUCCUGCGGUUUAUCGGCAGGAAGUCUGUGGAGGUGCCAGAGGAGCUCCAGGUGCACAGUCACCUUCUGAAGAUGUUUGUUCAGUCCCGAUUGGAGAAAGUGAUGGAUGGAACAAAGUUAGACUGGGCCACAGCUGAAGCUCUUGCCUUGGGUUCAUUGCUUGCUGAAGGUUUUAAUGUCCGACUGAGUGGCCAGGAUGUUGGCCGUGGAACCUUCAGCCAGAGGCAUGCAAUGGUUGUCUGCCAGAAGACUGAUGACACCUAUAUCCCCCUGAACCAUAUGGACCCUAAUCAGAAGGGGUUUCUAGAGGUUAGCAACAGCCCGCUGUCGGAAGAGGCUGUCCUGGGAUUCGAGUAUGGGAUGAGCAUCGAAAGCCCGAAGCUGCUGCCCCUCUGGGAGGCUCAGUUUGGCGAUUUCUUCAACGGCGCCCAGAUCAUCUUUGACACGUUCAUCUCCGGAGGAGAGGCCAAGUGGCUCCUGCAGAGUGGCCUCGUCGUCCUCCUCCCGCAUGGCUACGACGGGGCUGGGCCGGACCACUCGUCUUGUCGGAUAGAGCGUUUCUUGCAGAUGUGUGACAGCGUGGAAGAGGGCGUGGACGGGGACACCGUGAACAUGUCCGUGGUCCACCCCACCACGCCCGCCCAGUACUUCCACCUGCUCAGGAGACAGAUGGUCCGAAAUUUCAGGAAACCCCUCAUCGUCGCCUCUCCGAAGACAUUGCUCAGACUCCCUGCAGCUGUGUCAACUCUUCAAGAAAUGGCCCCAGGAACAACAUUCAAACCAGUCAUUGGUGAUUCAUCUGUGGAUCCCCAAAAGGUGAAGAGUCUAGUGUUCUGCUCUGGCAAACAUUUCUAUGCUCUGCUAAAGCAAAGAGACUCUCUGGAGGCCAAGAAGCAUGACUUUGCCAUCAUCCGAAUAGAAGAACUCUGUCCUUUCCCAUUAGAUUCGCUGCAGCAAGAGAUGAGCAGAUACAAACACGUUAGAGGAAAGCCCCAGUUCUUCGCCAUCAACAUCGAGAGCCGUGUAGCCUGAGGCCUGCCCUUGGAUUGCACCAUACAGGCAGGCUUCAGCCUUCCCUUGGUUUUUUACUGUACAGACAGGCUUCUAUCCUGACCAGAAGCCCACCUUCGGCUUGCAUUGUUCAGGUGAGCUUCCUUCCUUGGUUAGGAACCUGCCUUUGGGUUUUUCUUCAGGCAAGGUCCCUUCCUCGAGUCCCUGCAGUUUUUUGGAUCCCUGCAAAUACACAUCUCACAAAGGACGAUACAGAAUAUUUAAAGAGCGCUGAAAACUUGAACAGUGAGAAAACAUAUAGUCCAGUUUUUCAAAAGGUACAAAAGAAUUGAACAGGGAUUUACCAAACACCCAGAGGCAAAUAACCAUAUGAAAAGCCCCUCAAUAUAACUAGAGAUAGAGAAAUGCAAACUAAACCAGAUUGAGAUAUGGAAACAUACCUACUAGAAUGGCUAAAAGGAAAACAAAACAAUAUCAAGGACUGAUAAGGAUGCUGAGCAGCUGGACCCUUAUUCACUGCUGGUGAGAAUGCAAGCUGGUACAGCUACUCUAGAAAACAGUGUCAG
Messenger RNA from Phacochoerus africanus (Common warthog), 3323 nucleotides. RefSeq names its product dehydrogenase E1 and transketolase domain containing 1 (gene DHTKD1). Bases 160 to 2778 code for a protein of 872 amino acids. NCBI's taxonomy places the organism in Eukaryota, Metazoa, Chordata, Mammalia, Artiodactyla, Suidae. The record is from RefSeq and is a predicted model, not a curated record. Gene Ontology annotation, biological process: tricarboxylic acid cycle. Gene Ontology annotation, molecular function: oxoglutarate dehydrogenase (succinyl-transferring) activity; thiamine pyrophosphate binding. The transcript has 16 exons.